AUGGCGACCUCCCGCUUCUGCGCGCUGCCCGGCGCGCUCCUCGCGCUGGUCCUCCUCUCCGCCGCGUCCCUCCCGUCCCCUGCUUCCGCCUUCCGCGGUCGAAUUCUCACGACCCCCGCGCCUGCGCCCGCGCCCGCGCCAGAGGAAGACUCGUCCGGCAUCGUUGCAAUGGAGACCAUCCCGUCCCCGUGGCCCGCAACCAACGCGUCUAUGGACGCCGCCGCGAUCGCCGCGACCAUCGACCCGAACGUCAACGACACGUACCCCGCGGUUCUCGAUCCGAUCACCCAGCCGGCGCCUCCACCGUAUGUGGCGCUGAAUCAGUUCAUGGAUCCCGCGGAUAUCGGCGCGGCGCUGGAUCAGAUCGACGCGCGCGCCGUCGCAUACUCGUCUACCCUGGAGGAUACGAGUCUGCCGACAGAUGCGCCGGAGGAAGUGGCGAACUGGACCAACAUGCUCGCCACUGAUCCCGGAUACGCCUCCUACCCUUACAAGAAGCCCCGGUACCACCCGGUGUACGGGCUUGCUGUGAAGAAGCCCAACGGCAAGUGGUACACGUACGUCAACAACAACCUGCAGUGGCCGGGCGUCGAUGACUGGGCCACUGGCUUCAAGACGUGCCGUUUCACCCAGCCUGACCCUUACUUGGGCUUUAACUGCACUGAGGAUGCCACCUGCCCCGGGUGCCCCUACUGCCGCGCGCAGCAGUGCUUCUUCAACCGCCACUGGCCCACCUACCGCAACCCCCAGGCUGAUGGCACUAUCCCCGGGCAGAUGUACUGGCAGCGCAUUAUUGAUGCUGCCAUCAACCCUAAGAGCAUGUGGCGGGGGCGAAAGGCGCCUGCGGAAAGGCGCGUGGAGGAGGCGGAAGAAUCGGCGGAAAGCAGCGAGGGCGAGACGGAGGCGAGUCGCGAUGCGGAGAGUGACGCGGACGACAGCGGAAGCGACGGCGGAAGUGACGACGGGAGUAACGGGAACGAAAUAGUAGACGGGGAUAAAGGGAAUAAACAGCGCGCGAGAGUGGUCCGAGACGAGGAACCGUCCAAUGGGAAGCGCGGGCCAGACGCCAGUGAUACAGCGACAUUAACGACACGUGGCAAGAAUUCUCUCCCCAGCGCGGUGCGGCUGCCUUGGUUGACGUGGCUUGCUCUGUCUGGCUCGUAUCUGGUCGCGGUGAUUCUCGCAUUUAGUGUUCUCCGCGCAACCCUCCCCGCGCAUGAGGACCCCCUCACCCCGUGCAAAUUUCCGUCUUCCGCCAAUGCGGAAGAUUUUGAGACGACUUCCGUCGAUGCCUCCGCUGUUUCCGGCGCUGCUGGCGGGAGCCAGCCGGCGAACGCGACGCGAUGGACUAAUGCCACGUGUCCUGUCCCGUGGCACCCAGCCGUGGACGUGCUGACGUGGCGGUGGUCCCCGCUAGCGGCGGCGGCGGCCGUGCUAGGGUUCAUGAUUUGCGCGCUGCGCGCAUUGGGAAGCGGAUUGGCGGAACUCGGCGCGCUGGAGGAACGCCUCCGCGCAUUAGAAGGGGGAGGGGGCGGGCGCGGGGGAAGGCUGGGGGAAGGCGGGGCGGAGGGGGAAGAAGGCGGAAGCGGACGGGGGAGGGGUGCGGGGGGGUUUGGAGGGAUGUCAGGUUCGGAAGGAGGUUCGGAGGGAGGUUCGGACGGAAGGGCGGUGGUGACAGCUGGCAGCAAGCUGGCGGUAUCGGUGGGGCGGAGCUCUCUGUUGGGGAUUCUGGUGCAUGAGAUAAGAGCGCCGCUUAGAGGCGUACUGGGUCUGCUGCAGCUGCUGCUCUCCUCCUCCCUCGACGAAUCGCAGCGCGACAUGCUGGCAGCCGUGCAGGCCACGUCGCGCCACAUCAUCCACGUCGCCAACAACGUCGUCGACAGCUGGCGCAUCGAGAACCGUCGGAUCGCCGCCGCCUCGUCCGCCGCCGCAUCGUCCGCCGCCGCUGCAAUCUUCCGUGGGGAACGAGGGGGAGGGGGAGGGGGAGGAGAGGGAGGAGGAGGCGGGGGGGGAGGAGGGGGGACAGGCAGAGGAGGCGCGUGGGGAGGCAGGGCCGGGGCGGUGGAGAGGGGGAGCGUGGUGCGGCUGGGGUUAGAGAGUGCGGUGUUUGACCUGCGGUGUGUGGUGGAUGAAGUGGUGCUGCUCGUGGCAGGCGAGGCACGGGAGAAGGGCGUUGAGCUGGCUGCUCUUGUCAUGGACUCAGUUCCCACUGUGGUCGUGGGGGACCCGCUCAGGCUGCGCCAGGUGGGUGGGCUGCGACUGGUGAGAUGGGAGUGGUUAUUUGGUGGGUGUUGUGUGGCACACGUGGGUUUGGUUUUUGCUCCUGUGGCACACGUGGGUUUGCUUUUUGCUCCUGUGGCACACGUGGGUUUGCUUUUUGCUCCUGUGGGAUUCCCUCCCUACCCUCUCAUUCUCUUCCUCUCUCCCCAACCCACUCUCUCCCCAACCCACUCUCUCCCCAACCCACUCUCUCCCCAACCCACUCUCUCCCCAACCCACUCUCUCCCCAACCCACUCUCUCCCCAACCCACUCUCUCCCCAACCCACUCUCUCCCCAACCCACUCUCUCCCCAACCCUCUCUAUCGCCCCAACCCUCUCAAUUGCCCCAAUCCUCUCAAUUUCCCCAACCUUCUCAAUCGCCCCAACCCUCUCUCCCCAUCCAUCGUCAGAUCGUCGCGAAUCUAAUGGCAGUGGCGGUGCGACUAACCGACCGCGGCCACGUGUUCCUGGUGGUGCCCUCUUCAUUCCUCUCCCUCCAUCCCUCUCCACCUUUCUCACCCUCCACUCCCUCCUUACCCUCUCAAUCCACCCACCCCCCUCUUUCCCCCCUUUAUCAGAUCCUCGCGAAUCUAAUGGCAGUGGCAGUGCAGCUCACCGACCGUGACCACGUGUUCCUGAUCCUCGCGAAUCUAAUGGCAGUGGCGGUGCGGCUAACCGACCGCGGCCACGUGUUCCUGGUGAUCCUCGCGAAUCUAAUGGCAGUGGCGGUGCGGCUCACCGACCGCGGGCACGUGUUCCUGGUGGUGCGCCUGGCGCCGGAUGAUGAUGAGAUGCGACGCAUGGCGGAUCCCAACUCGCCCGACGACAUGGAAGCCCCCAGCAGGGAGGCGCAGGCAGUGGAAGCAGAGCGCAUCGCCCGAGGCCGUGCAAGCCAAGCCAAGGGGGAGAGCCUGACGCUGAGUGGGAGGGCAGCAGCGGACGGCAGCAACAGCUGGGAGAGCAUCUGCCGCAUGAUCCGCGAGCAGGAGGCUCGAUUCCGGCGCCUCAUGGGGCCGCAGCAGCAGCAGGGGGGUGGUGGGGAUGGGGGGAGGGCGGGCGGAGGGGGGGUUGGUGGGGGAGGGGAGAGGGGCGGAGGGUGCGGAGGAGGUGGAAGGGGAGGAGGGGGAGGAGGGGGAGGGGGGUCGGGAGCGGUGGGGAGUGGUGGUGUGCGAGGGGGUGUGAGGCUGAUGUGUACGUUGGAGGACACGGGGGUGGGGCUGCCAGACGCUGUGUUUGACGCUCUCGAAAAGCCCUUUCAACCGCUCUCCCUGCCGCUGCAGCAGCGCUUCGCCGCCGUCCCUCUGCUGCUGAACGUCGCUCAGAAUCUAGUGCAGGCCAUGCACGGCCAACUGCUCGUCUACAGCCGCCCCGGAAUCGGCUCAACAUUCACUUUCGACAUCUCGCUCGCCCAGCCGCCCACCGGCCCGGCCUCUAGCGCGCUGCCACGUGUCUUCCACGCGGGCUUCGGGCCAAUCCCGGACGAGCAGCAGGCAGAGAGCCUUGCGCUGAGAGGCAAGCUGAGGGGAUUGAGAUGCCUUGCAGUGGACGGUCGACCCGUGAGGCAGCAGGUCCUGGCCACGUGCAUGGCUCGUCUGGGCCUCAAGGUGGAUCUGUCAGACAGCGUCUCUGCUGCUGCCUUGGCUCUCAGACACGACGUCACCUCUCCUGCUGCCCCAGCUGCUGGUACUGGCAUGACUGUAACCUCUCAGCGCAAGAGCCGGUGGGAUGUGGUGGUGGUCGAUUUGGACAGUGACGGUCCCUCCACAGGCCUGGCGUUGGGCCGCAUGGUGCUGCAACUGAGGGACCUGGAGUCACAGCAUCGCGCCACUGACCCCGUCGCCAUCACGCAAUCUCUCGCCUCCCUUGGGUGGGAGCAGCACUCCAACUUGCCGCUGCUGGUGCUCGUUGCAAAGGACUCCAACGAGGCGCUGAGAGAGGAAGCACAGAAGCUGGGGUUUGCAGGCAUCAUGGUGAAACCGCUGAGGGCUGCUGAUAUGGCCACCACUCUGCUUGAGGCGCUCUCCUUCAACCCGCGGGACACCAGCGCCACGGCAGCGAGGCGGCGCCAGAUUCUGCUGCGCCUGUGCCUCAAGGGCAAGCACGUGAUGAUAGUGGAUCACAACUUCAUAAGUCGCAAGGCCGUGGCAGUCAUGCUCUCACGCUUUGCUGACGUGGCGCUGGCUCUCGGCUCCGCUAGCGACGCCCUCGCCCGCCUGCAUGCCGCCCCCUCCCUCACACUCUCCCAGGGGCAAGGGGGGGAGGGGCAGGGGGAAGGGCAGGGGCAGGCGCUGGGGCAGAUUCGUGGCUCGGAGUUUCACUUGGUCCUUGUCAACCUGCGCCUUGCUGACAUGUCCGGCUUUGCAUUCACACAAGCUGUAAGGCGCAUGGAGGAGCAGCGCUAUAACGAGGAUGUGGUGCGCAUGGGCAGUGCGGCCCAGCACUCGCACAUCCCCAUCGUGGGACUGGUCAACGACGCCUUGCCUGAACUGGUGGCCAAGUGGAAAGAGGCAGGUAUGGACGGAAUGCUCUCAAACCCCAUCGACGAGGCUCAACUGCUUACUGUGGUUACAAAGCUAUUCAAGCCGGCUGAUUCGCAUGCAUAA
Molecule: messenger RNA, 4863 nt
Organism: Closterium sp. NIES-65
Lineage: Eukaryota; Viridiplantae; Streptophyta; Zygnematophyceae; Desmidiales; Closteriaceae
Source: the annotation of a GenBank genome assembly